CUUCGUCACCAUUCAACGCGGCAAUGGCUGCGCUACGUAGCUGGCGACCGCCUAUCAAAGGUGGCUCACCUCUCGAAGACAUCGACCUGCCACCGCCCUGCGGUCUGCACGAACGAGCCAUGCUGGUAGCCUGCCUGGGCUCCUGCGCAGCCGGCACCACACUCUGCUACGCGUCGGCAGCCAUGCCUUCCAUCGAGCGCGAACCCUGGUACGAACUGCGGAAAACAGCCCCUGCGGACCGGUGGGCCGCAGACAUCCUGUUGCUUGGCGCAACCGGAGGGGCAAUUCUGUCAGGGGUCCUGCUUCACUUGACGGGCCACCGGAGCACUUUCCUGGUGUCUACCUUUGGCCUGCUCUGUGCUUGGAUCGGCCUCAUUGCUUCAAACAGCCUCGUCAUGCUGAUGGUUAGCCGUGCAGCGAGCGGAAUCUGGCUAGGCGCCAUAGCCUGCUGCUCCAGCCUUUAUGUCACUGAAGUGGCCCCUCCCAGGAAACGGGCGUUCUACGGUGGACUUAACGAGGUAGCAAUGACCGCGGGUGCGGUGGCAGCCUGCUUUAUCGACAGGGUCAAGUGGGAGUUCCAGGCAUUCCUCUGCGCACUGUGGCCUCUGGCCGUGUUGGCCUUUCAUCAGUACGUCAUCGAGAGUCCGCGCAUUUUGGUAGCCAGAGGGUGUCGGCAGGCGGCCAACAUCGCGGCUUCUCGUCUCUACGGCAUAGAUCUCCCACCCGAGCUGAGAAUGAGGACGGAAGAUCCGGCAGCCCAUCCCGUUAAUUGGCUAAGGAUGAGCCGGGUGGUGUCUGCUUGCCUGCUGCUGUUUCUCUUGCAGAAUCUGUCGUUCGUCCCGCUCUUCCAGCUAAGGGCCCUGCAGAUUAUUGGCAACCUGAUGGGAGGGUCGAACGCGAACCCGGCGGCAUCGAUGCUCCUCGCAGGUCAGACCGGCGUAGUUGCCCUAUUCGCUGCGCAGACCCACGUGGUCGGUCGUCGCUGGCUCUUGGGCGCCUCGGCUGUUCUCGUCACCGUGGCGCAUUUCACGCUACAACCACUGGAGAACCUAUCGUUUAGCACGUGGACCCCCGAAAAAAGAACAGAGCCAAUCAACUGGCACGGCACGCUAUCCAUUGCUACCCUCGUGCUCAGCUACUCAUUUGGACUGUGCCACUUGCCCCCUCUGCUGACCGGCGAGCUGGUACCACUGCGUAUACGCUACCUAGGCUCCGCACUCUUCUGGGCAACGCGCUGGAUUGUGAUGUUCUUGCUGGUGCAUUUUGAGGACAGCUUGCUGGCAGCCAUGCAAGACAGACAAGCUUUCCUCGCGUUUUGCCUCGUGUAUGUUCUGGCGGCCUGCUUCACGGUCGUCAUAAUUCCGGAGACAGAAGGACGUUCCCUUGUGGACAUUGCCAAGGACGAGUGA
Messenger RNA from Rhipicephalus sanguineus (brown dog tick), 1409 nucleotides. Its product is annotated as facilitated trehalose transporter Tret1. Gene Ontology annotation, molecular function: transmembrane transporter activity. The transcript is spliced from 5 exons. Gene Ontology annotation, cellular component: membrane. The coding region runs from base 24 to 1409 and encodes 461 amino acids. NCBI's taxonomy places the organism in Eukaryota, Metazoa, Arthropoda, Arachnida, Ixodida, Ixodidae. The record is from RefSeq and is a predicted model, not a curated record. Gene Ontology annotation, biological process: transmembrane transport.